GUAUGACUUGAACCAGUUGACAGAAUCAUUGGAGAGACCACAUGAGGAAAGCUUUUCAAAUAAAAGAGAAUGGUUGACAGUAUCAAAGGCUUUAGCCAGGUCAAGAAAAACAGCUGCAGUUACUAAACCCUUGUCCAUGUUAGCCAAAGUGGUGUCUGUGAAAUGUGCGAGUGCAAUCUCAGUGGAAAAUUUAGGUCUGAAACCAAACUGUGGUGGUGAAAGUAUUUCAUUGUCAAUAAGGUAG
This is a messenger RNA of Paramuricea clavata, 244 nucleotides long. NCBI's taxonomy places the organism in Eukaryota, Metazoa, Cnidaria, Anthozoa, Malacalcyonacea, Plexauridae. The record is from the annotation of a GenBank genome assembly.